AUGACUGCAGGAAUACUCCGUUUGCCGACUCUGGUCCUUGCGAUCCUUUGUCUGGGAAUCAUUGGUCAAUCUGAAGCCACGGUCUGCGCUGCUGUAUGCCAAAAGGAACCACAGAGUUGUCCCUAUGGUCAGAGGGCCUCAGGUUUUGAGGUUUGUCUUCCAACUAACCGAUACUUUGCAACCUGUACAGUCCUGACUCGGUUUGUCCACACAGGGCUGCUGGGGCUGCUGUCAGCCCUUCUAGUGCUACUACAAGAUUAUAGCAACGAGCUUUUCAUGAGUUGA
Molecule: messenger RNA, 285 nt
Organism: Penicillium samsonianum
Lineage: Eukaryota; Fungi; Ascomycota; Eurotiomycetes; Eurotiales; Aspergillaceae
Exons: 3
Coding region: 1-285 (94 amino acids)
Source: RefSeq, a predicted model, not a curated record